Messenger RNA from Gossypium raimondii (Peruvian cotton), 320 nucleotides. Its product is annotated as ATP synthase subunit d, mitochondrial-like. Gene Ontology annotation, molecular function: proton transmembrane transporter activity. The record is from RefSeq and is a predicted model, not a curated record. Lineage: Eukaryota; Viridiplantae; Streptophyta; Magnoliopsida; Malvales; Malvaceae. The transcript is spliced from 3 exons. Gene Ontology annotation, biological process: proton motive force-driven ATP synthesis. Bases 12 to 320 code for a protein of 102 amino acids.
UCAUAUUUAUCAUGCUUGUUAUAAGGUUUGGAUGGAGUUUUGAGGGAUUCACCGUUACAAAUGUUAUAUACUCUUCCAUUGCAGGUGUAGAGAUCCCCAAGUUUGUUGACACCGUCACUCCUCAAUACAAACCAAAAUUUGAUGCAUUGCUUGUAGAAUUGAAAGAGGCAGAGGAGAAAUCCUUGAAAGAGUCUGAGCGAUUGGAGAAAGAAAUUGCCGAGGUUCAAGAACUUAAGCAAAAGAUCAGCACCAUGACCGCAGACGAGUACUUUGAGAAACAUCCAGAGCUUAAAAGAAAUUCAAUGAUGAGAUCCGAAUGA